AUGACAACGACGGUUAAUUCUGAUCAGCAUGAAGACAGUGAAGGUGUUGAAGAUAAAGAAGUUGAAUCAAACAGUCAUAAAGAAGAAAUCGAAGGCGACAAGACCGGAGAACCACCAGCAAAAAAGAAGAAGAAAAGGGGAAUGAAUAAAAACAGGCCAAGAGCAGUACAACUUGAUUUCAAAGUUCAGUUAUGCAACAGUAUUGCAAGGGGUGACGAAUGUGCAUAUGGCGAUAAAUGCAGAUAUCUGCAUGACGUUACAAAGUACAUGGAAAAAUACAAAGCUUCUGAUAUAGGAGAGAACUGUGUAAACUUUGAGAAGUUUGGUUAUUGCAUAUAUGGUGUAACAUGUCGGUAUGGAAAGAAACACAUUUCCAUGGAUUUAAGAAAUGUUGUGAAUGCAGAGUUAUAUGAAGAAACUGGUUCUUUGAGGACGAAGAGUGUUCUAAGCAAAGAGCUGACAAAUGUUUUGAGGAAAAGGAAGUAUGAAUUUCCUCAGGCUGAGACAUAUUUGAAGCAUCUAGCAAAAGUGAAGGCUGAAGGAAAGCCUAACAGUGAACUUGGAAACUUGGCGAGAAUUCCUGCCAAACUUGAGGGGCCUGCCUCUGAUGAGGAUGUUAUUAAGCUCAGACCUGAGGAAAAGAAAAAGGUGAAAUGGAGUAAAUUUUAAGUUUAAUUUGGUGAAGAGAUGGCACAGUCUCUGCGUGUUAUAACAUGGCUGUUACUAAAGCGGGGGUGAAUGCAGGACUGGUGAUGUAAGCAUAUUUUAAAAGGGAAUACAAAGGAGAAGGCUUUUGACUAAGCAAUAACAUAAUGUGAACUGCUGAGAAUACAUAUCAUACAUAUCUGCAUAUUUUGCAGAACACGAGUUGUAUUAGAAAGCUACAAGUCAUCUCGGGGGUGGGGGUGGGGGGGCACACCCCUAAGCUUGCAUCCUCCCCCUAGUUCUGCCCCGGUAAAGGUGGUCUUCUCUAGCAAGAGCAAGGGAGUCAGAGUCGCAGUUGUAAGAGGAGUCGUAAGAGCGCUUAUAAUAUUACGACCUUGGGCUAGUGAAAAUCAAAAACUGGAGCUGUAAGCAUUAUCAUAAGCUUGACAGAAUCAGGGUCAUGAGAAUGAGAAAAGUUUCCAUUUUGUUAUGAUUCUGCUUGUUUAAUUCCUUGGUUUUGAUUAUUACAAUCUAGUGAAAACCACAUUGUUGAAGUUGGAAUCAGAAGCAGAAGGAUAAUUAACCAAUCACUGUCACGGCUCAUUUCCAUGCUUUUGUGAUUGGUUUAGUCCUUCCACUUCACUUCUGCUUACAACUCUGGCUAGUUUAGUUUUCAAUAAAUUGUAGCCAACAGAGACAUAGGCAGAAUGGAAAUGCUGUUUUUUACUAAAUAAUAACACUUUAUGAUUAGGCGUCCACAUGAUUGUGACUCCAACUUGUGUCACUAGUUAAGACCAUCCGUAAUAAAACAGGCACAAUACCGACGCUCUGCCUAAAAAACGUUUUCUUAACUACACUUCAAAUAAUAUUAAAAAUACGUAUAUGUGUUGUAGAGAAAAUCUAUACCAAGUAGUGUGCUGUGAUCUUCGGCAGUUCAUGUAUUUUGAUGUUUUCUGGGAUCUGGGAUCUAUUUCUCCAACUCUUUCUUUAUUAGUCCCUUGAGGACUCCUAUCACUACUGGAAUCGUUGUGGCUUUCAUGCCCAACCUUGGUUCAGGCUUGAUUUCAAUUGACAGUUUCCAGUUAUUUUAACUGUUGUUGUUAUUAUUAUUUAUUGUUAUUGCCAUCGUCACCUGCAUUAAUGUUAUUACUGAUGUUAUUAAAAAAUAACUAACAGGUUAUUUUAUCUUUCUUUUACUUUUAAGAUUAAUUUUGCAGACAAGCUUUAUUUGGCUCCACUUACCACUGUAAGUCUAACACAAAAAUUGUCACUUUAAACAGAAGUUGAUAGAGUGUUUGUAAUAUUUUUUAGAUGUUUAAUUCAUGUCUUGUUUACCAGAAUGCAUAUGUAUUUUUAAUAUUUAGGUGGGAAAUCUACCAUUUCGCAGAAUAUGCAAACAAUUUGGGGCAGACAUAACAUGUAGUGAAAUGGCCAUGUCCACAAAACUGCUUCAGGUAAGUAAAAGAGAAUAAAAAUUUAAAUAUUUUCAUUAUAAUAGUCUUGAUUAUGUACAUAAUGUAUUAUGUUAUUUUAAACACUUAAAGUCUGGUCCUGAGAUCUAGAGAAACUGUUAAUUUUGUUUCCUGAGAAUCUCAAUGUUCAUUGAGGGAAACAUUGAGAUUUAAGGGGAACAAAAUAUUGAACUGUUUACUGAGGGACCAGUCUUGAAGUGAUUAAUUUGUAAUAUAUAGCUGGAAAUUUUGAAGCUGGAAAUUCAUUAAACCUCGCUGUAACGGCGGUCGUCGGUCAACAUUUGCAGGCAACAGGGCACUGUUACCCUCUGAUGUCAUAGAUUUUGCAAUGUUGCUCGAACACAUAUUUUGGCAGGAAACAGUUUCAUUGUUAGAUGUUAUAAAUGUGACCUCAAAAUAACCAAUGAGAGCAAGAAAAAAUUUCCUGCAAAACAAUAUGUACAAUGUAUAAUGUAAUUUUUGAUCACAAAUUUCCACUAGUACUAUCAAGACCAAAAAAUUUGGAAAAUAUUGAAUUAGAAUUAGAUUUUAAGAACUCAAAUUGCGCUGAUUCAGGAAUUUUGUUUAACAUAAUAUAUGGCUUUGUUAGUAGCAUUUUGCAAUGACAUAUGAAGGGAAUGUUCAUCUCAAAACUUUCCACCUGAAACUUUUUAAAAGCACUUUUCAGGACUUCUUUGCAAGCAUUAUUUUGUUCUUGGUUCUGUAUAAUUAUGGUGACAGCCAUUUGACAUGCAUGUAUUGUGAAAAGUAUAACAGACCACUGUCUUAGUUUUUCAUUUUAUAAAACUGGUCUUAAUGCUUCACACAUCAUCCAACUUAAAACUCAUGCAUCCAAUAGAAAUGAUGACCACAAAUAAGACAUCGAGAUUUUUGAUAAAGUUCCCAUCACAAUUACCAAACAAAAUUUGUGGAGAGCAGUGAAAAAUAUAUUAGUAAGUGUAAAGUAAAUAAAAUAAUAUAGAACAUAUGUUACAGGUCAAAUUAAAUUCAGGUUAAAAAUUCUUAACCAAGGUUGAUUUUCAAUUUCCUUUGUCCUUUUGAAAAAUUUUAACCUAAUUUAAUUAAUUGACCUGUAACUUAUACAUACUGUAUUAAUUAUGUUGAUCAACAUCUUGACGUGUUGUAACACACAUUGUACAUAUACGUGUAGGCUAGCAUGUCAGAGUGGGCACUUCUCAAACGACACAGCUCAGAGGAUAUUUUUGGUGCUCAGGUAAAAAAUCAUUAUCUAGUAAAAGCUUCUCUACUCUUUAGUUUCCUUUGUGUCUUGCUGCUUUUUAAACUUUCCUGGUUAUUAACAACAGCAGCAGCAACAAAUGACAAGUUUAAGAGUUUAUUAAAUGGCCUUAACCAUUUUCCUCAUUAAAGUCGUGGGAAAAAGGCUCCACAAAAAACUAUCUGCUGUCAAGUGGCUUUGCUACAGGUCAGAAUUAAAUUUAGGUUAGAAUUUUUAAACCUAGGUUGAUUCUCACUUUCUUUUGUCUCCUAGCCCUAAUUAUUCAUGAAUUAAGGCUAGGAGAGAAAAAAAUGAUCUAAAAAGUUCUCCAGAUCGUACUGAAGUAGAAUCCAAUAAUUGCUACAGAAUAUCACGUUAGUAAAUGACUGUAAUCUCUUGGGCAAACAGCAGCAGUUGUAAAGCUGAGCUUCUGAGAAAUAUGUACAAUGCUUUUUAUUCUGCUUUUUUCCUUGUCCAGCUUUGUGGGUCAUAUCCUGAUAGCAUGACAAGAUGUGCGGAACUUCUUCAGAAUGAAGUACCUAUCAACUUUGUGGACAUUAAUAUUGGAUGCCCUAUUGAUUUAGUCUUUAAACAGGUUUGUAAGAAGUUUCCCUCUCCAAAAAAGGAAAUGGGUGGACUAGCGGAAGUUUUUUGCAUUGAGCCUUUAAAUUAUUGUGUAUGAAUACUAGUUUUGAAACCAAUUUCAAGUGCAUGCUUUAAAAAAUCACUUUUGAUGUUAACCUUAGUUCAGUUAGAUUUAAUUAUCUUUCUAUCAUGCAUUAACCCAAGCCAGAGGACUUCAUGGAAACAAUCGUUUCCAGCAGUACCAUGUCAUUACCGUUGUCUCAAAAUAGAUAGAUCUUAAAAACUUGCAGCCAAAGGGCUGAAUUGCGAUAAAGUUUGCAAAUUAAUGUGAUAAGUCACUCGUAAUUAUUGAAAGAUGGUCAUAAUUUACAAUUUCAAAACUGUUGUAGAAUUACAAAUUCAAAUGCAUCCGGAACUGAAAAACAGUUUCCCAGUAACAUUUAGGGAUCAUUCAGUUUACAGAAUUUCACUAUUUUCGACUUAGAUUCUUGACUGAGAAAUUCUUUAGUUACAUGACUGAGCUUAUGUACAAUUUAAAUGUUGUUUAGUAUCUAUCAGUUUUCUUUUGUCUGUCAUCUUGAAUCAUUCCCAAAUUGCAUUGCACAUUACUGCUUUAUGGCUUCCAGUGCGUAGAAAAAAUUAUAUGACUUUGAAAAAAUUGAAAACGUUUAGGAAGUGGAUUCCCAUGAAUUUUCAUGGAAUCAAAAAAUUAUUCAUUAUUGUCACAGAUGGUUUCCCAUGACUUUCGGGCAAGGGACCAAAAAAUCAUUUCCCAAUGACAUUUGAAAUCUUAGGGCUUGCUAACAAUGAAAACCAACAACAGCUCCAACUUGAUUUUUCACAUUUCAGGGAGCUGGCAGUGCCCUGAUGGGUCGAAUGACAAAGUUUGAACAGAUUGUCAGAGGCAUGAAUUAUGUAAGUAAAAACCUAGUUCCUUUCGUGCCUGUAAGCUGUGUGGAUGUACAUUUGGUUGUGAAACAUAGGUCAAAGGCCCAUAUUUUGGCUCUUAGUUUUUCACUUUUGGUCCAGCAGAAACCAUAUUUGGUACAACGAUAAUAUUUUUUCUUCUAACUUGUUCUAUGAAUCCUCUUCUAAUUCAUGUUAUAAUGAAGUUGUUGUUGUUGCUGUCGUUGAUUUUGAAAGCAUAAUCUGAUCAUGUUUCUGCUGACUGGGCAUCGGUUAUUAACCUUAUUUUAAUGUUGCAUUUUUUAUGUUAAAGGUUCUGGAUAUUCCCCUAACGGUGAAGAUGAGAACAGGAAUCAGUGACAAAAAGACAUCAUGGAAUGCACACAAGCUAAUUAGCAAUCUCAAAAUGUGGGAUGUUUCACUUGUAACUGUAAGUGUCUUGGAUAUCAUGAAAUUUACAGCUGUAGUUUGAUAAAUUCACCAUUUUUGCAUAGACCAUAAUGCACAUUGUUUACCCCCUGCAUAACCAGUGCCUUCGAUUUCUCUUGGGACGACUGUAAUACCCAGGAGAAAUUGGAAACAAUGGCUACCGUAAACAAGGUGCAUUUUAUGGACUAUGUGAAGAUAAUGAAUUUAUUUUGAGAUAGCUGGGAGUGUUUCAAGCAAUCAACUUAUCCUGUUUCUAUUUGAUUGUGUUUAUUGCUGGCACUCUAGCUCCAUGGUCGCUCCAGGGAACAACGAUACACAAGACUGGCUGACUGGGAGUAUAUCAAUGAGUGUGCAAAAGCUGCAGCCCCAAUGCCUUUAUUUGGUAAAUAAUCCAUUUUACUUUCGUAUUUAUUUGAUUAAGCCCUCAACCUCAAAUAAGUACCCACCACGAAUAAUCACCUACCCUGUAGAUGGGGAAAUUUAAUGCCUAGCCUCGAAUAAACCACCCACUCCUCCCCCCCCCCAAAGAGUUGACCUUACUAGCAAUGAGAUUAAAAUUGACUAUAAAUAAAGCACUACUGUAGAUGUGUAAGAGACCUUCCCAAAAGACUGAGUUUUCUUAGAAUGUUAAAGAAACUUUCAAAGAACAUUUCCAAUUCUGCUUUCAAAUGGUUGAUUUUCAUGUUUUGUUGUUAUUUAUUGUUUCAUUACCAAAUUAUCUUACUACUUGCUGAAAAAUGGGUGACUGCCCCCGCUUAUCUCGAGGUCUGGAUCCAGCACUGUGGUGCACACCUAUAUUCCACUGUAUGAUUGUUCUCUCCUUUUGCAAUCGGUGCAUGAACAAUUUCUUAGGACUAUGUGACUGUAUUUUUUACCAUUCAGUUUGGAUCUCAACCUUGCAGAACAUAUAAACCGGAAAAUCAGAAGGCUGAGAAGGGGUUGCCAGGAAAACAUAAGGAUACUUAAUCUCACUGGGUUUGUUGUGUCUAAAAACUUCCCCACAACAAAAUCAGUUGAUUUCAUAUCCAAGCAGAUACAUCAAAGAUCGAUCUCCUCAAGAAAAAAAGAAAACCACUGUAGGAUGAAUAACCUUUUUUUUGACAAAGUGGAAAGUAACAAAUGCGAUUUUGUGAUGAUGCCAAAGUUUAAACAGAAUGCAGCAGCUUUGAAGCGACAAGUCUCUGCUGAAUUCAAUUCAAGGGAUAUUGUAGAUCCGACUCAGCUUAUAGCCUACAAUCCAGACUAGAAGGUCCACACCAAUUGCUUCUUUCAGUAGUUUUGUCUUUGUGUGUAAUUGUAAGAUUUUGUACCUGAAAUUGACAACACUAGCGUAACUGGCGCUUGGCUUGGCCUGAUGUGGGUUAUGGACCAACAGCUGACACAUUUCUUGUUUCCUGUGACAGUUUUAAGACUUUAAUUUGCAGUUUCCUGUGGUUUCUGGGGUGGCAAUGAAAAUUUAUGGGAGAUCGUUGCAAGCUCUCCCCUUCUUUCCAACCACUCACACUCUCGCCUCUUUUUGUGUGCUGCUCUCGCAUUUAUGAUGGCUCAUGAGCAUCCUCUUGAGCUAGUGCAUGCUAGCUACAUGGCAAGCUUAAAAACUGACUUUCUCUGCACCCUGAUAAGCCGUGACUAUUCUAUUUCAGGUGGUCAAAGUUAAGUUCUUUCAAGGUAUAGGCAUUAAUAAAUUAUUUAUGUUGUAACUUUUGACAGGCAAUGGAGACAUCCUCUCCUAUGAAGAUGCCAUAUUGCGAAAGGAGCAAACAGGAGUUUCCGGUUUGAUGGUGGCAAGGUACGUACACUUAGUGUUUUUCUUAACCCUUUAAACCCUAUAAAGAGUGAUCAGCAUCAAAUUUCUCCUUGCAAUAUCAAUGCUUUGUAAAACAGAGUGGUCGUGAGAAUUACAGACAUGAUCACACAAGAUCCACUACUUCCGUAUGAAAUGAAUAGGAGCAUCAAAUCACAAUUCUAAUUUUGAUUUUAGGGUUUAAAGAGUUAAAAGCUUAAAGUUGAAAAAAAUUAUUUUAUAUCAUUAAUUUUCUUGUUAUAGGCAGGUCUGAAGCUUACCUGUACAUUCUUAAGGCCUGACUCUCCAUGGCACCAUGAGCUGAAACUGCCAGCCAGCAAUGCAAUGUAAAUGGCGUGCCAGUGUUGGCAAUUUUAUGACUAUGUCUUAAGCUCAUGUCAGUACUUCAAGGUUAACUUCUCCCACAUGUGUUUAUUUGCCAAGAAUAAAGCGUGAAAAGAGUAACAAUAAUUUCAUUUGCACUAAAAUUCAAACUUGGAGAAGUUGUUGCCAGACUCAAACCACUUCAGAAUACAACACAACUCCUCCAUUAUUAUUUUGUGGGCAUUCACAGCACCCUAGUCAAGUGUAUGCAUUAUUGGGGAGCAUGUAUCAUGGACACAGGGAUUGCAUCAGGUUGGAUUUUUCUUUGGGACACAACUGUGCAAAAGUCGGGAGGUGUCCAGAUUAGGAAUUAAAGCGUGAUCUGCUAGGAGAGGGUGUUGUUUAUAAUAUGUGAAUUGUUUUGUUUCUAAAGGGGAGGUCUGAUCAAACCCUGGAUAUUUACGGAAAUCAAGGAAAACAGGUGAGGCCUUCUUGCCUUUUUGUUGAAAAGGCUCUUCUCAACUCGCAGGUGCUAUCAGCUGCGGCCAAUUUGUUUCUUUUCAGUUGCCUGGAGUGGGGUUACAUUUUAUAAAGAAGAGAAGUCUGACAUCACAAAAAUUGAAUUUGUGAAAUUAUAGUAUUAUAGUUGGCUUAUUCUGAGAAAGAACAAGAUAAAUGUAGUCUCCUUGUUAAAAAUUAAUCCUGUUAAUGCAAAUUGUUGGGGUAUUGAUGUUAGCAUUGUUAUGGCCUGAUGAUGAUCGAUCCCAUAAAACUUGGCUUGGAUCAAUCGUAACGUUAACUAUCCAGGCCUAUUUUAAAAGGAUUUAUAUGGAGUCAUCAGAACAUAAUGGUGCUUAUAUAUCUCCCCACCAAUUUGAUUUUUAGCAAGUCAGGCAUAUUUCAUCUUGUCCUUUCUGGAUAUGCCACUCUAUCCCAUAACGUCACAAAUUUAGUUUUUAUGAUAUCAUUGUCACUUCUCUUCUUCAGCAUGACUGAAUGGAAUUUCUUGAACUACAUUAUAGGCACUGGGAUAUCUCAUCAAAUGAACGCUUAGACAUGUUGCGAGAUUUCGUGAAUUUUGGUUUGGAGCACUGGGGAUCUGACUCACAGGUAUGUCAAAUACUGUUAGGUAAAUAACCGCAAGAGUGUUAAGAUAAGAGCAUGUUAUCCAACUCAGGUUACAUGUAUACCACGAGUAGUCAAUCGAUAAAAAUCGGCAAUCAAUAAAAACAAUCAACAAAUAAAAGGAAUCAAGUGAUCACUUUCUUAUGAAAUGAAUUCUGUCGAGAAUUGAAAAUAAAAAACUUAAAUUACUCAAAGUUCUUAACAGUUAAUUUUUGUCCUUUGGUUAAUAAUUUUAUUUUUUGUUUUCAGGGAGUUGAAAAUACCAGAAAAUUUCUUCUGGAGUGGUUGUCAUUCCAGUGUCGGUAAGUUACUGAUUUUUUAGGCUUUGAACUACUUACUAGGUUAAAAAAUUCAAAACGAUCCAAACGUGUUCAACACUAGCUCAUCAUCAGGGUCUAGCCUUUGUUUGCAAGUUAUUUUGAGAGAAACAACAAUACCCGCCUUGAACAUAGGAUAAGAGCGCUAUAGAAAUAAAAUUAUUACCCCUUUCAUUUUUUUUCUAGUGUAUUUUCAAUAUUUGUAUGACGUAACUUAACGAAGGCCUGAUGAAAUAUUAAAUUUGGUAAGAUAUUACGCCCACCCAGGGAGGCUACACCUAUAGUACUUUUUUGUAAUGAGCAAAUAGGGAUGUGCCACUGGAUGGGGUUGCCAUUUCAAGACUGGAUUGACUAUAAAGGGGUUGCCUUUUCAAUAGUGUCACCAGAAUGGGGUCAAACAUUUUGGGGAUUUUGAGGGUAAGAAAAUAAUUCGGGUUAGUAGGAACUUAAAAAUGGAAAGAUUUUUGGUCAAAAAAGUGACUACUGUAAGUAAUUAGUUUGGAUUGCAAAAUUGAUAUAACAUUUGACCGAAAGUGACUAAGAUGGGGUCUAUAAUUGGCCACAGAAUAGACUAAAAUUGGGUAGGGAUUCUGAGAGGCCAGUAGCACAUAUCCAGCAAAAAUUGACCCAAGUACCCCCCCUUCCGGGUGUGUCCAGUGGGUUACAUUUUGUGUCACUACAGGAGCACAUGUCUGUUUGCAGGUACAUUCCGGUCGGACUUCUAGAGCGACUUCCUCAGCGAAUCAAUGAACGACCUCCACCUUAUUUUGGACGCAACGAUCUGGAGACUUUGUUAUCAAGUGGCAACUGUGCUGAUUGGGUCAAAAUAAGGUAAUUAAUGCAGCUCUAGGAAGAAGAGCACAGGCUCAUUUCCCAAACAGUGCUUAUACAGUCGAACCUCCACAUGCUAUCACCUUUUGUAAGCGACUACUUGCCAUAAGUGACUGUAGAUUUAAAACACCCAAAUUUUCCCAGUGAAAGCCUUAAAGUUGGAACCCUUGGAGGGUUUGGGGGUACUCCGGAUUUCCAGUGAUAGGGAUAAGAAAAUGAUUUUUUUGGGCUGGAAAUUUUUGAUUCCGGGAUUUUUUGAUUCCGGAAAAUUUGGCAAGUGAUUUUUUGGGUGGCAUGAUCUAAGAAGGGAUUUUGGGGGGGUAUUUGAAAUAAUCUGAAGAUUGUUGGCUGCGUAAUUCUGCGAAUAAAGUAUAACCAAAUAAAGUAGAACGUGAUAUAUCAUUUAAUGCUUUCUGGAAAUUUUUAAGGCUCGAAAAUUUGGUAAGGGAGUUUUUGGGGUUAAUUUUUGGCCCAGGGAUUUUUGGGGGGUUUUGGUUUUUGCCCCCAUUUGUUUGAUCCUUCCCUUCACUUUAGAUCCGAAUAACCCCCCCCCCCUUCCCCCCGCCCCUUAAAAAAAUGACCAUCUCUCGCAAUAGGGGUGUAACGAUUCAUAUUCCUUGCGAUUCGAUUCGAAUUCGAUUAUUGCCUUUCGAUUUCGAUUAUUUCGAUUUCAUUAUGUGAAUGUUUCUUAAUUCUUGUAACAUAUUGCAUAAUGUACACAACAUGCAACCCUAAACCCUUAAUUUGUCAAUCAUUUUUGUCAAUCAAAAACGCACAUUUUAAAGAGCUCUGGAUUCUGAUUUUACAGUAUAAUAACUCACUGAAGGUACCCUGGAAAAGGUAUGCGAAAAUCGAACCAAAAUCGAAACGUGGAAGCAAAUCAUCUUGAAUCGAACCGAACGGUCAUAAUUGCGAUUAAUCGAGAAUUUGAUUAAUCGUUACACCACUAUCUCGUAAACGACCACGACCACCUUUUAGGAUGACUGGUUUAGAAAUUUCUAUUGUUUUUAACCUCUUCUAAGCGACCACAUACAAUGGUCUCAUCAUUUGGUUCGCUGGAUGUACUACGCCACUUGGAGAAUGAGAAGAACGUUAGAAACAACGUGGAUUUACACAUAUUAUCUAUUAAUAUCACUUACAAAUUGCAUGCAAUACAUUCUCGCCCGGACUUCUCGUAAAAGACCUCCUGCAGUUCAAUUCUCGUAAGUGACACUUCCCUGUAAGUGAGCACUAACUCUUCGCAUUUUGGGUGGUUGCUUAUGAGAGGUUCAACUUUAAUAUUAUUGUUUUUUAUCCUACAGUGAGAUGUUAUUGGGCCCUGUUCCUACUAGCUUUCACUUUCUUCCUAAGCACAAGGCCAAUUCAUACACGGAAACAGAGGGAUAGGAAGUAUUGCUCAAGCCCCUUACACAGAACUAUGUGGAACUCAUCAUGCAUUAUAGUCCUUCGCAAGCUCAAGGCCAACUCGUACACUGAAACAGAGGGGUAGCCAUUGUCACUCUAGCCCUGUCUGCGGAACUGGAAAGGUCUUGCUGUACAUUCAUCUCCACAAAAGACUGCGUGACAUACCUAAGGAGGC
Porites evermanni is the source of this 11212-nucleotide messenger RNA. The record is from the annotation of a GenBank genome assembly. NCBI's taxonomy places the organism in Eukaryota, Metazoa, Cnidaria, Anthozoa, Scleractinia, Poritidae.